AUGAAAAAGAAAUCAGUGAUGAAAGGCUGUCCAUUGCUAGAUUUGAACCAAUCCUCAGAAGAAACAGUUAUGCAUCCAAAGGCAACAGAGGAGGAGCCCGAAUACGGCUGCAACUUCUGCCCGAAGAAGUUCUCUAACAAGCAAGCGCUGGGCGGGCAUCAAAACGCCCACAAACUUGACAAGGUCGGGCAAAAGAGACCCCGCCAACAACAACAAGGAUGCCCCGGUAACGCCAUUAGUCCAAAUUCCUUCCACCAUAAGAGGGCACACUACAUUCCAUAUAUGGAGCAUCAAUCUCAGGCAGUAAGAUUUGGUGGCUUUUGCACUAUUCCAAAACAGCCCUUUAUACCCCAAAUGCAUGCCCCUGGUCCUGGAUCCAUGUUCCGAAUAAUGCCUGGUGCACCGCAUCCCUUUAUGGGACGAGGUGCAAGUACGCCUAAAGAGAGAUCCACAGCGGCCGUUGGAAACAAUGACGAAGCAGGCCGUCAUGGGCACAUUCAGCAUCCAGAAGAUGGCCUUGAUUUAACAUUAAAGCUUUAA
Salvia hispanica is the source of this 540-nucleotide messenger RNA. RefSeq names its product zinc finger protein JAGGED-like. Gene Ontology annotation, molecular function: DNA-binding transcription factor activity. The record is from RefSeq and is a predicted model, not a curated record. NCBI's taxonomy places the organism in Eukaryota, Viridiplantae, Streptophyta, Magnoliopsida, Lamiales, Lamiaceae.